Messenger RNA from Cynara cardunculus var. scolymus (artichoke), 1796 nucleotides. RefSeq names its product peroxidase 16-like. Bases 1 to 1581 code for a protein of 526 amino acids. NCBI's taxonomy places the organism in Eukaryota, Viridiplantae, Streptophyta, Magnoliopsida, Asterales, Asteraceae. The record is from RefSeq and is a predicted model, not a curated record. Gene Ontology annotation, molecular function: peroxidase activity; heme binding; zinc ion binding. Gene Ontology annotation, biological process: response to oxidative stress; hydrogen peroxide catabolic process. The transcript has 5 exons.
AUGGCAGAGUCAAUGAAAAUGAAGACAAGUAAAGAUCUUGAAAAUAUGCCUGUCGCUGCUAUUUAUGGAACUCUCCAUAAUUAUGAGCAAAUCAAGCUUCUCAAAAAGGCAUUAUUAAAGGAUCCCAAAACUUCUCCUGUUGUUCUUCUCUGCAAUGAUACGAGGAAGCCUAUCAGUGAACCUCGUAUCACUUAUCUGACUGAGUCUGAAGAAGGUCCUGUCAGAAAAGAAGAAUUUGCUGAAAACUAUGCUAAUGAUGCUGAUGAUGAGGGUGCUGAACCCAUAAUUAAUGACUUAGCUGAGAACAUGGCCAUGAUGGCUACCAACUUCAAAAGGUAUGCCAAAAAGGGUUCUUUUAAAUUCUCUCCUAGAUCUAAGAUCACUAACCGUAGAAUAUUAGAUCAACCUAAGUCAGCUCCUCUUGAUGUGUCCAAUGAGGAGUGUUUCAACUGUGGAAAGAAAGGUCAUUUUUCUGCUGAGUGCAAAAGCACAAAGAUCUCUAAGCAUCAUACUUCUCAACCCUCUAGCCGAUCCUCUCAUGACAAGUACAAAGCAAAGUACAAGAGAGAAAAAGCAAAGAACCAGAGCUUUCAGAGAAAAGCUAGAGAAAAAGAAAGCAAAAUGACGAAAAAGCAAAUACUAUGUUUGUUGGUGCUUUCUUUCUUUGUAGUUUCAUCUUAUGCUCAACUCAGACAAAAUUUCUACCAAACCACGUGCCCCAAUGUCGAAUCCAUUGUCCGAUCAGCCGUUAACAAGAAAUUCCAACAGACUUUCGUCACCAUUCCGGCCACUCUUCGCCUCUUCUUUCAUGAUUGCUUCGUUCGGGGCUGUGAUGCUUCGGUUCUUCUGGCAAAUGCAAACGCUGAGAAGGACCAUCCUGACAACUUGUCACUCGCCGGAGAUGGAUUUGACACCGUGAUCAAAGCCAAGGCCGCCGUUGACAGCAACCCCAGUUGCCGGAAUAAAGUUUCUUGUGCAGAUAUAUUAGCUCUUGCCACCAGAGAUGUCGUUGCCUUGGCAGGUGGCCCAUCCUACAAAGUAGAAUUGGGAAGGAGAGAUGGCAGAAUUUCUACAAUAUCAAGUGUUCAACACCGUCUUCCACAUCCAGAUUUGAAGUUGGAUCAACUUAAUACCAUGUUUGCAGCUCAUGGUCUGUCUCAAACCGAUAUGAUUGCACUUUCAGGUGCACAUACACUUGGAUUCUCUCAUUGUGGUAAAUUUUCGGGCCGCAUUUAUUCGAAGAAGGGAAUAGACCCGACCCUAAACAGGCAAUACGCUCUUCAGCUUAGACAGAUGUGCCCGCUCAAGGUGGACCCUAGGAUUGCGAUUAACAUGGACCCCACCACCCCUCGAACUUUCGACAAUGCAUAUUUCCAGAACCUCCAACAAGGGAAAGGUUUGUUUGCCUCUGACCAAAUUUUGUUCACGGAUAGUCGGUCAAAGUCGACGGUCAACCAAUUCGCGUCUAGCAAUAAUGCUUUCAACCAGGCCUUUGUGAACGCCAUCACCAAGCUCGGCCGUGUUGGGGUUUUGACCGGAAACAAUGGCGAGAUCAGACGUGAUUGCACAAGGAUUAACUAAGAACUUAUUAUCAUUUAUUAUGGAUUUAAAUUCAAAUUGUACAUUUAACUUUUGAAUAAGUAGCUACAAUUGUUCAAAGGCAUGUAGCUUUCAAAUAAAAGAUCAAGUUGGUUGGUUUUGUUGAGUGAUAUAUACACCUUUCAAGUGUUUGUCCUUUGAGUAUGUAAAUGAUUAGCAACUCAUUUAAAUUAUUAAAAGCAAAUUACAUUUUUCGU